CGCCCAGGCAGGGAGGGACCGGUAGGGAAAGGGGGCGGCCGCCCUAGUGGGUCCUGUCCACGAGGUGGAAAUAGAUCAAAAGGAAGGGCAGAAACCCUAUGAGAUUUGCCGAUCUAAAGGCACAGCGAGGAUUAAGUCAGGCUUCUCUGAAACCAGGUCCGCCUGUUGCGGUCGAACCGAGUUACGGUCUCCAGUUGGAGCCAAAGCAGGCAAAGCAGACAACCUUGGCCUGGCUACCAGGAACUUUGGAGAAAAGCCUGGUCAUUGUGGAGACCUAGACACGUUUCUUCUCCAUCCUUCCUUUCAAAGGAGUCUGUAAGAGAGCUCUUCAUGAGAAAAUGAAGGCUGGGAUGCAUCACCCCUUAGAGAAGAAGGGACCUGCUGAGAAGGGAGCGAAUGAGCAGAAGACUCAGCCUGAGGAAGCAGGAUUGUCCCCUGUGUCCCACAGUGGGAAAUAUCAUUCCUUGAUCCAGGAUCAGGCUCGAGAGUUGACCCAUCUACGGCAGAAGAUGAGGAUUGGGAAAGCAGUCUCUUCCCUUCUCAUCCAGCAUGUCAAAAACACAGUAAAGACCUUUGAGGAACUACUCAGCAGCAAUAACAUUGACCACUACAUGGAGCAGCACUUCCGUGAGCAGCUGGCCAAAGGCAGCCAGCUGGCAGAGAGCCUUGCCAGCAAAUUCAGCACUGAUGACUAUGCAAGUAAGAAGAGUCAAGCAGGACGGGCGCCUCUGACCCUCAGUAUCUUAAGGGAGAUGCAUAAGAAGAGCAAAGUGAGGGAAGUCCUAGAGACCAAACAGGAUGCCGGGUCCCAUGUCUGCUCCAGCAGCCACGCCCAGUCUGCUGCCCGUUGCUCCCGCAGCAGCACUUGUCCACGGUUUUGUGAGCAGAAAGCGCAUCCUGCAGUGGAUGCAGUCAAUGUCAGCCACGCUGUUCCUGCUGACUCAGCUGCAUUGCCCAGCAGUCAUUCAGGAGCUAGGUCUGCCCAGACCUUCUGUCCUCCAUGUGGCACCACCCAGCUGACCAGGACACCAGAACAUGGCAGCAGUGGCCUGUGGGAAGAGAUGAGACCUCAAAAAAUGAAUGCAUCUGGGGACCUAGCCGCCUUCUCCUCUUUGUAUCGGCCCAACUCCAAAUCCUCUGGGGCUGACCUGCUGGAAAAGAACCUUGUUGAGAUCCAGAACCUGCGCCAGCGAUUGGAGGAGUCUGUCUGCGUUAACGAUCGCCUGCGGGAGAGGCUGGAACAUGUGCUCAGCAGUGCUGACCAAGGAAAAAGUACUGCCCAGUCAGCCCCAGAUGUGUCUGUCAAAGACCCUCGUUCACAUACUCAGAGUCACUCUUCUGGCUCUGGUCAGGACAUCCUGUGAUACCUGGUAGGCCUAGAAGAAUGUUCUCCAGAACUUUCCCAGACCUAUCCAACAGCAUUCUUGGAUGCAAACUUGGAGGCAUCAGACAUUAUCUUUAAAUGAAUAGAUCAAAUUAAUAAAUUAUUAUUUAAAAUUG
Lemur catta (Ring-tailed lemur) is the source of this 1500-nucleotide messenger RNA. Its product is annotated as myomegalin-like. Bases 339 to 1364 code for a protein of 341 amino acids. The record is from RefSeq and is a predicted model, not a curated record. The transcript has 8 exons. Lineage: Eukaryota; Metazoa; Chordata; Mammalia; Primates; Lemuridae.